This is a messenger RNA of Dermacentor andersoni, 1071 nucleotides long. RefSeq names its product transmembrane protease serine 6-like. NCBI's taxonomy places the organism in Eukaryota, Metazoa, Arthropoda, Arachnida, Ixodida, Ixodidae. Gene Ontology annotation, molecular function: serine-type endopeptidase activity. The record is from RefSeq and is a predicted model, not a curated record. Gene Ontology annotation, biological process: proteolysis.
GAUCGCGACCCGUCCACACACCGAUCGACCGCCAACUGACUACCGGCACGCCAUGGAUCUGCGUACGCUCACCAGCCUGAUCGUCUUCUGCUGCAUUUCUGGACUAUCUGCGGCCCCGUACCCUUACAAGGAGUACUGCCAGGCGUGCGUGCCUCGUAACUGUGGCAGGCCUCGCGACCCCUGGGACCUGCUGCCCGGACGCACCUACGGCGGCGCGAACUCCACGAGGGGGCGCUUCCCGUGGCACGCCAUCAUCUACGCCGACGGUGCCCCGAUAGGCGGCGGAGCCCUCAUCUCCUGCAACUUUGUCCUCACCACGGCCUACCUCGUGCAAGACUACCGUCCGGCUAGGCUUCAGGUGAAGCUCGGCAAGACCAACCUCGACAAGGAAUCUCCCACGGAGCGCACCUACGCUGUGUUCCAGCGUGUGCUGCACCCGAGCUGGGACCCCGAGCGCGACCUGUACAGCUACGACCUGGCCCUGCUGCACCUCGAGCGCGAUGUGGACUUCGCCUCAACCAACGGCUUCAUCAAUGCAGUCUGCCUGCCGGAGCCCCGCGCCGACGCUCAAGGCUGGCUCACGCUCACCGGCUUCGGAUACGACGACAAAGGCCGACGAAACAACCUAAUGCAAGAAGUGCAAAUUCGGAAGCUCAGCGGUGACCAGUGUCCCCUGUUCAAGGACAAGCCAUACGCCUUCUGCGGGCUAGGAACGAAGGCCGGAGCCUGCACGGGCGACCGCGGCUCUCCCGUAGUGCAGAUGUCUCCGACCGGCCAGUUCAUGCUCGUCGGCCUCGCCAACGACUACCAGUGCCAACCGGGAGGCACCGACGUCUACACGCAGAUCUCGUACUUCAACAAGUUCGUGUGCAAGAUCCCCGUCGAAGACUAAAUGACGCGCGAAGCCUGGCCAUCGCAUCGCCAUCCGCAUCGUCACUAUGCUUUUACAAAUCUCAUCCAGCGCUGCGCGCAAUCAUCUCGCCUCAUCUCAAGCCAUCUGUAGACGAAACGAGGGUUCGCAAAUUGCUGUAACGUGACUGGUCGAUCAAUAAACAAAGGCUGGGAGUAUAC